AUGGCAUCCAUGAAAGAUAAGAAGCCAAUAUCAAUAUUGACGGAUGGCGAUGAGGCGAUGCGUAAAGCCAUUGAUGAUGUGUUUCUCAUGUCUAACCAUCGGUUGUGCUCAUGGCAUGUGUCAAGGAAUGCACAAAAUAACUUGAAGGAUGAUGAAUUGCUAAGAAAUUUUCAGGCAUGUAUUUGGGAACCAUUUGCAUUGGAUGAGUUUGAGAAAAAAAUGGAAGGUUUUGAGGGAAAAAGCGAGUACUCCGAAACAAAAAGAAUGGUUGGAAAUGAUGUAUCCAAAAAGAGACUCAUGGGCUGA
Prunus armeniaca (apricot) is the source of this 306-nucleotide messenger RNA. The record is from the annotation of a GenBank genome assembly. Lineage: Eukaryota; Viridiplantae; Streptophyta; Magnoliopsida; Rosales; Rosaceae.